AUGGCCGAGCACAUUUCCGAACUUUGCACUCUUUUGGUCGACGAUCUUUACGGCGAGCUUUCUUCACGAGUCUUCUCCAUCCUCGCGAAGCUCGGCCGCCUCACCAUCCGCGGGGUAGUAAAAUACUCAGACUUGACCGCCCGCGACAUAAAACAUGGUCUGGCCGUGCUCAUCCAGCAGAAUCUUGUUCUCCAUUACACCACCGAGGAGGAAAUCUUCUAUGAACCGCAUUGGGAACAAGCCUACGCGUUGGUGCGCGCUGGUAAGAUCGUGAAGAUGGUCGAGGAUCGAUUUGGGGAAUCUGCUGGGGGACUGGUGUCAAACCUGUUGCUCCUUGGUCAUGCCAGGAUUAGCGACUUGGCUGAUGCCUACGGAGUCUCCUUCAAGGCUGGCGGCGUCGACUCGGAGAGCUUGCAUGUCAACGGCAACGGCAUUGUGAACGGAGACGAUGCUAGUGCGGGCGCCGACAAGAGGCAAAUUCACAUCAAAACCCUCGAUGACCUCCACCGGAUCCUGCGCCAGCUUCUCGAUGCGGGUUUCAUCAUUCCAGUUCGUCGCCGGCAUUUCCACCCCACCUCGGACCUCCGCAACGAAGCCGAGCGCAUAGUCAAGGCCAAUGUUUUUGGUGGACAAGUGAAGGGAAAGCAGGUUGCCGAGAUGGAGGUGGAAGUCAACAAGUUGCUGAAAAAAUGGAGGGAUGAAGAGGAGGACGAAGAGGUGCAGACCGGCGGGGCUUCUGCUGGCAUGAAGCGUGGAAGGGAGGAUAGUAACCUCCAGGCUCGCAAGCGCGUCAAAGUGAAUGCCAGGAUUCCGAACGGGUCCAGUUCCGCGGCUGCCGCGAACGUCAUUCCCUUGGAUGAUGAUCUCGUCGUCGCCGUUAGCCAAGACAAGUGCACUGUUGCUCUCCGAACCGAGCAGCUCGUCGACUACGCUAGCCGUUAUCUCGGAGAGACUACGUCCAAGGUCUACGAGGCUUUGCUAAGGCAGAUGGAGAAGAAGGUGCACCGUUGCAAUGAUCCUUUCGACCAAGCGCCAAGCGAAGAAGACGAAGCCGACUCCCUUCCAUCCGUGACUGCUCGAGAAUUGCUCGACAUCCUCGAUCCGGACCUCGAUCUUACUGAUGGGGUUAGAAACCAGGACGCCCAGACGAACGGCGAUGCACUCAGUGACGACGAGGAAGACACAUCCAUGACAAAUGGAACCGCCCGGACCAAUGGAACCGGUCCAGUUGCUCCACUUGGCCGCUUGGAUCUUGUUAAGCUCCACUGCUCUCUUCUUUUUGAAGACCCGCGCCGCUUCGUGCGAUGGGUGGGCAAAGGAGGCGGCGGCGAAUACAAGGUGGACUUCCGACCUCUUACCCUUUCCCUCAUCCAGCACGAACUGGAGGCUACUGUGCUUGCCCGCUGGGGUCCGCUUGCCGCUAGGAUAAUCCGCAUCCUUCAUGCGAAAGGAAAGCUUGACGAGAAGCAGGUCUCGACUACUGGUCUUAUGCGCACCAAAGAAAUCAGGGCUGCCCUGACUGCUAUGCAAGAGGCGAAUUUUGUUGAGACGCAGGAAGUGCCCAAGGACAACACGCGCGCUCCCAGUAGGACGAUGUAUUUCUGGUUCUUUGAUCAGGAACGAUGUCGACAACUUGUUCUCACCGACACCUACAAGGCCAUGGCGCGCAUUCUUCAGAGGAUCAAGGUGGAACGGGCUAAAGUACAGUCAGUCAUCGAUAAGGCUGAGAGGUCGGAUGUCGUUGGACAUGAAGACCGAUUCUUGACCGAGACGGAGAGAAGAGCAUUGAGAACAUGGCGUGAAGGGGAGGAGAAGCUUUUGGUGCAGCUUGAGCGGCAGGAUAAUCUCGUCGCCAUCCUGCGGGACUUCAAAAUGCCACCCAUUCCGAAGUCUUCCUGGAACGACCUCUGA
Molecule: messenger RNA, 1911 nt
Organism: Diplodia corticola
Lineage: Eukaryota; Fungi; Ascomycota; Dothideomycetes; Botryosphaeriales; Botryosphaeriaceae
Product: dna directed rna polymerase iii subunit
Exons: 4
Coding region: 1-1911 (636 amino acids)
Biological process (GO): DNA-templated transcription
Cellular component (GO): RNA polymerase III complex
Molecular function (GO): single-stranded DNA binding
Source: RefSeq, a predicted model, not a curated record